Molecule: messenger RNA, 329 nt
Organism: Staurois parvus
Lineage: Eukaryota; Metazoa; Chordata; Amphibia; Anura; Ranidae
Source: the annotation of a GenBank genome assembly
UGAUUUUGCAUUUCCGGGGGGAGAGAAUGUAUGUAAACAAUACAGGUCUCUCCCCUGUCAGCUCCAGCACACUGCUUUGUAUGGCUCUGCAUAGCAGAACCAUACAAAGCAGUGUGCUUAUAGUUGAAAGCACAGACACAGCUUACUGUGAAACAGCACACAGUUAACCCAUUUGAUCGCCCCACAUGUUAACCCCUUCCUGCCCAGUGCCAUUAGUACAGUGUCAAUGCUUUUUAUUAGCACUGAUCACUGUAUUGGCGUCACUGAGGAUAUCAGUGACACCAAGCCAGUUCCCCCAAGUGUCAGAAUGCCCGCCGCAGUCCCGCUAU